AUGUGCUGCGGGGCGCUCUGGGUGGCCCUGCCUGUGCUCUCCCUGCUGGCCUGCCCCGCACAGGGGAAGCCACUGGAGAGCCAGGGGCACACGCCCACGGGGGGAGACGCCCAUCGCUGGCUAGGGGGGCAGGGAGGUGAGCCGGAGGGGGGCACCUUCGACCUGAGGAUGUUUCUGGAGAACAUGAAGGUGGAUUUCCUGCGCAGCCUCAACCUGAGCGGGGUCCCUUCCCAGGACAAAACCCGAGCGGAGCCACCACAGUACAUGAUCGACCUGUACAACAGAUACACCACCGACAAGUCGACCACCCCUGCGUCCAACAUCGUGCGCAGCUUCAGCGUGGAAGAUGCUGUCUCCAUCAUGGCCACGGAAGACUUUCCCUUCCAGAAGCACAUCUUGCUCUUCAACAUCUCCAUUCCCAGGCAUGAGCAGAUCACCAGGGCCGAGCUCCGACUCUAUAUCUCCUGUCAAAAUCACGGAGCCUCUCCUCGUGAGCUGAAAGGCAACAUGGCCAUAUAUGACGUUCUGGAUGGAGCAGAUGCCUGGGAUGCUUCUACAGGAACGAAGACAUUCCUGGUGUCCCAGGACAUUCAAGACGAGGGCUGGGAGACCUUUGAGGUCUCCAGUGCUGUGAAGCGGUGGGUCAGAGCCGACUCCACCAAGAGCAAAAAUAAACUGGAAGUGACUGUGGAGAGUCACAGGAAGGGCUGUGACCAGCUGGAUAUCAGCGUUCCCCCAGGCUCCAAAAACCUGCCCUUCUUAGUCGUCUUCUCCAAUGACCGCAGCAAUGGGACCAAAGAGACCAGGCUGGAGCUCAGGGAGAUGAUCGGCCAUGAGCAGGAGAGUGUGCUCAAGAAGUUGUCCAAGAAUGGUCCAGCAGAAGCAGGUGACAACAAGGAUGAGGAUGGGGAAGGUCACAUGGCCACAGGGUCAUCGUUAGCCAGACGGAAGAGGAGUGCCGGGGUCAACAACCACUGUCAGAAGACCUCCAUGAGGGUGAACUUCGAGGAUAUUGGCUGGGACAGCUGGAUCAUUGCACCCAAGGAAUAUGAUGCGUACGAGUGUAAAGGCGGCUGCUUCUUCCCCCUGGCUGAUGACGUAACCCCCACAAAACAUGCCAUUGUACAGACCCUGGUACAUCUCAAGUUCCCCAUGAAAGUGGGCAAGGCCUGCUGUGUGCCCACCAAACUGAGCCCCAUCUCCAUCCUCUACAAAGAUGAUAUGGGGGUCCCCACCCUCAAGUACCACUAUGAAGGGAUGAGCGUGGCAGAGUGUGGGUGCAGGUAG
This is a messenger RNA of Hyaena hyaena (striped hyena), 1287 nucleotides long. RefSeq names its product growth differentiation factor 2 (gene GDF2). Gene Ontology annotation, cellular component: extracellular region. Gene Ontology annotation, molecular function: growth factor activity; cytokine activity. The record is from RefSeq and is a predicted model, not a curated record. The coding region runs from base 1 to 1287 and encodes 428 amino acids. Lineage: Eukaryota; Metazoa; Chordata; Mammalia; Carnivora; Hyaenidae. The transcript is spliced from 2 exons. Gene Ontology annotation, biological process: SMAD protein signal transduction; BMP signaling pathway.